GGGAGAGGGAGUCCUCUGCUGGUGACACGGCCAGCGUCUACAUGCAGAAAGAUGUGCACACACUCCCAUCCUAGACUGCAAUGCAGGACUGGACGCAGGUUCCAACGAAGUCGUCCCUCCAAGCAGCGGCAGAAGUUCUAGCUCAGCGCUGAGGAGUUCAUAAACCACGAAGGGCCAGCUUCAGUAGUCAUUUCGCAAACGCGUCUCCUUGUUCCUAAGUUGUAAGCAGCUCGCGUAUACCCUCAAGAACGGACUGUCCCUAGCGAUACAGUGGUAAUUUUUGCAAUGGCAGGUGGCAAGUUUGCGCGCGCUGGCGUGCUGGCGCCUUUGGCGUUGCUGACUUUCCUGAUUGCGGCGGCGCUGGUUGUGAUUGCGUCGAUCAUCCUCGACAAGAUCAUUGACAACGAGCCCAAUGAGCAGGGAUCUGGCUAUAACCGUGUGAGCCCUGCUCUCCAGUGGCUCAUGAUCCUAGCGUGCGCAGCCGCUUUCACUGCUGCAUGGACAACCUUCUGGCACACCAAGACCUACCGCGCCAGCACUCGUUACACCAGUGGCUCUCACUCAUGGCUGGCAUUCUUCCUUACCUGCAUUCCCGCCGGGUUGGCAUUCAAGGCAAUCACCAUCGGAGGGUUGGACGCCUUGAAUUGGGUGGCCAUCAUCCUGACCUGGAGCAUGUGGCUGUGCCUGCUCCUCCUCGCUUUGUUCCUGCACGGACCUUUGAACGAUCCUGAGCCCCAGCACUACCAUCACCACCGUUCUCAUGACCACACCCUGCCCGCCGGAACCGUUGAAGAGAAGGGUCUGCCCUACAACACCUCGCCCGCUGGAGCUGUCGGUUACAACAGGAGCGCAAACAGCGUAGUGUAAAUGAGAGAGUUGAAAUCUGCUCGCAUUUGGUAGGGGAGAGACGCACGCGUAGGCUGUGAACAAGUGUUGUAUUGUACGUUGUAAAGUAUUUUGGACUGGUGCGUAGUGAAACAGUGACUGUGGUGCCGCAACUGGCAUCGGAACAUUGAAAGGAUCUGAACAUUCAGCAGAGUUUGAACGUGACUUCGAGCCGGUGAACAGUGUACUUUUCCCAUUUAGUAAGACGAACGUCAACACAUCCAACAUCCAAAUGCAUUUUCACAACUCAUCUGACCCCUUAUAUGAGCUUCUACAACGUACCUGUUUAUUUCCAAU
Molecule: messenger RNA, 1182 nt
Organism: Klebsormidium nitens
Lineage: Eukaryota; Viridiplantae; Streptophyta; Klebsormidiophyceae; Klebsormidiales; Klebsormidiaceae
Source: the annotation of a GenBank genome assembly